AUGGCGGACGAGGUCUACGAUGGUGCCAUUGGCAUCGACUUGGGAACCACCUACUCCUGCGUUGCGACGUACGAGGGUACCAAUGUCGAGAUCAUUGCCAACGAGCAGGGUUCUUUCACCACCCCUUCUUUCGUCUCCUUCACCGACAAGGAGCGUCUGAUCGGUGAGGCUGCCAAGAACCAGGCUGCUAUGAACCCCAUCAACACCGUCUUCGAUGUCAAGCGUCUUAUCGGUCGCCGCUUCGAUGACCCCACCGUCAAGAAGGACAUGGAGUCCUGGCCCUUCAAGGUCGUCGACGACAACGGCAGCCCCAAGGUUUCCGUCGACUACCUCGGCGAGACCAAGACCUUCUCUCCCCAGGAGAUCUCCUCCAUGGUUCUCCUCAAGAUGAAGGAGAUCGCCGAGACCAAGAUCGGCAAGAAGGUCGAGAAGGCCGUUAUUACCGUUCCUGCCUACUUCAACGACAACCAGCGUCAGGCUACCAAGGACGCCGGUGCCAUUGCUGGCCUGAACGUCCUCCGUAUCAUCAACGAGCCCACUGCUGCCGCCAUUGCCUACGGUCUUGGUGCUGGCAAGUCCGGCAAGGAGCGCAACGUCCUCAUCUACGACUUGGGUGGUGGUACUUUCGAUGUCUCCCUCCUGAACAUCCAGGGCGGUGUCUUCACUGUCAAGGCUACCGCUGGUGACACCCACUUGGGUGGCCAGGACUUCGACACCAACCUGCUCGAGCACUGCAAGAAGGACUUCCAGCGCAAGACCAAGAAGGACCUCUCCGGCGACGCCCGUGCCCUCCGUCGUCUCCGUACUGCUUGCGAGCGUGCCAAGCGUACCCUUUCUUCCGGUGCCCAGACCACCAUCGAGAUUGACUCUCUCUUCGAUGGCGAGGACUUCACCACCCAGAUCACCCGUGCUCGUUUCGAGGAGCUGAACGCCAAGGCCUUCAACGGCACCAUUGAGCCUGUCGCCCAGGUUCUCAAGGAUGCUGCCAUCGAGAAGUCCGGCGUUGACGAGAUCGUCCUCGUUGGUGGCUCUACCCGUAUUCCCCGUAUCCAGAAGCUUCUGUCCGAGUUCUUCGACGGCAAGAAGCUCGAGAAGAGCAUCAACCCCGACGAGGCCGUUGCCUACGGUGCCGCCGUCCAGGCCGGUAUCCUCUCCGGCAAGGCCACCUCCGCCGAGACCGCCGACCUUCUCCUCCUCGACGUCGUUCCCCUGUCCCUCGGUGUCGCCAUGGAGGGCAACAUCUUCGCCCCCGUCGUUCCCCGCGGUAACACUCAGACCGUUCAGUUCCCCGUUUACCAGGGUGAGCGUGUCAACUGCGAGGACAACACCUCCCUGGGUGAAUUCACCCUUGCUCCUAUCCCUCCCAUGAGGGCUGGUGAGGCCGUCCUUGAGGUUGUCUUCGAGGUCGACGUCAACGGUAUCCUCAAGGUCACCGCCACUGAGAAGACCUCCGGCCGCAGCGCCAACAUCACCAUCUCCAACUCUGUUGGCAAGCUCUCUUCCCACGAGAUUGAGAACAUGAUCAACGACGCCGAGAAGUUCAAGACCAACGACGAGGCCUUCAGCAAGCGCUUCGAGGCCAAGCAGCAGCUUGAGUCUUACAUUGGCCGUGUUGAGGAGAUCAUCUCCGACCCCACUCUGUCCCUCAAGCUCAAGCGUGGCCAGAAGGACAAGAUCGAGCAGCAGGUCUCCGAGGCCAUGGCUGCCCUUGAGAUCACCGACUCCGCCGCCGAGGACCUCAAGAAGCAGGAGCUCGCCCUCAAGCGUCUCGUGACCAAGGCCAUGUCUUCCCGCUAA
This is a messenger RNA of Colletotrichum siamense, 1797 nucleotides long. It is a transcript of the gene SSB1, whose product is annotated as Ribosome-associated molecular chaperone SSB1. The transcript is spliced from 6 exons. The coding region runs from base 1 to 1797 and encodes 598 amino acids. The record is from RefSeq and is a predicted model, not a curated record. Gene Ontology annotation, molecular function: ATP-dependent protein folding chaperone; misfolded protein binding; ATP binding. Gene Ontology annotation, biological process: cellular response to unfolded protein; protein refolding; vesicle-mediated transport. NCBI's taxonomy places the organism in Eukaryota, Fungi, Ascomycota, Sordariomycetes, Glomerellales, Glomerellaceae. Gene Ontology annotation, cellular component: plasma membrane; cytosol; nucleus.